AUGGGCGCGAAAGCACAGACGUCUCCCAGAAUUGGGACACUCAAGAAGCUCAUGGGCAUGGGACAGAAAGCGAAAGAGACUGGCAGAGAAGAAAAAGGUUCAGCACAAUAUGAAGAGGCAGAACAGAAGACAGCGAAGAUGGAGCAGGCAGCCAAUGCAGUCAGGCACAAGGCGAAGAAGGAAUUCGAAGAAGGUGACAUGAAGGAGUUUCACUGGAUGAUGGUGGCAUACACCGUGAUGGUGGUGAUUGCCACGAUCUUGUUUCAAGCUAAGAGAGACCGAAGAGCCUCGUUCCCGGAAAACCCGAAGUCGCCCCAGCAGGGAAGGGUAGAGGAGACCCUGUCCAGCGCCCCAGUGGCGGCGACGCAGGUGCGGGUGGAGCAGACCCUGACCAGCGCCCGCCAAGUGGCCCGCCUGGUCACUCUGGAUAGGCCCUCACUACAAAGCCCAGUGGUGUUGGUUGUGUAA
Cladocopium goreaui is the source of this 468-nucleotide messenger RNA. Lineage: Eukaryota; Dinophyceae; Suessiales; Symbiodiniaceae. The record is from the annotation of a GenBank genome assembly.